UGCGCGACAUUAAAUAUUUUGGCGGGGGAAUAAAGGCAACAACAAACUCUUGCCUUAGGAAGUUGGACUGCUGGUGUUUAGUUUAACACGAGAAAGGGUUUUAAAAACUGAACUGGAAGAUGGUUGAAGGUCCGGGCUGCACAUUAAACGGAGAGAAAAUCCGUUCAAAAGUCCAGAAAGGGCAAAAAUUGAAGGAGAUCAGAGGCAGUUUGACAAAACCCACUAAAAACAACCCUGAGGGACAUGCCUUCCACAGUUUUUAUGGUUGUCAGUACACCGGUGUAGAAACUCUGGGGAAGGAGCUCUUCAUGUACUUUGGUCCAAGGGCAUUGAGAGUCCACUUUGGAAUGAAUGGAUCAAUGCGUAUAAACCCUGCCAAGAGGAAGGAUAGGAAGGACUCCAUACCAGUGCUGGAAAUGCACCUGACUAACGACAUUGUGUGCUUCUUUGACAGCACUGUGGAAAUAAGGUUGACAGAGGACUGUGAGCAGAGGGUGAGGGCUAUGGAGAGUCUGGAUGUGUGCUCUUCUAAGUUCAGCUUCUCCCGCUCUGAGGAGGCAGUGAGGAACCAAAGUAGCAGGAUGCUCUGUGACGUUCUCUUAGACCAGGCUGUCAUGCCGGGAGUCGGCAACAUCAUUAAAAACGAAGCCCUGUUUGACUCGGGCUUCCACCCAGCCGUGAAGGUUCAGCAGCUGACAGACGAACAGAUCCACCACUUGGUGAAAAUGACGCGUGAUUUUACCCUUCUGUUUUAUAAGUGUCGCAAAUCUGGCUCUCCUCUCUACAAACAUUACAAAGUCUACAAGCGUCCCCAGUGUGGCCAGUGCUUUCAUGUCAUCACAGUCUGUCGUCUUGGAGACAACGGCAGGAUGACUUACUUCUGUGAGCACUGUCAGAGGGGAGAUCCCAGCGGGGUUGACAUCAGUAAGCUCCCAGUCAGAAACAGUCUGACUAACUGGGCAUACAAUGAGAGAACCAAUGAUAAUGUGGCUAAGAAGGAAGAAGAGGACUGGGCCUGUCAACUCUGCACGCUCAUCAACCAGCCAGCAGCAAAAGCCUGUGAUGCCUGCCUCACUCCAAGACCUGAGGUCCACAAAGAUGACAUUAGCUCUGAGGCAUCACCCUUCACCACUGAUUUGAUUAAAUACCCAUGCACUGCCUUCAAGAAACCACAAGAGGAGCUCAAAGUCAACUGGAGGUCCGCAUUCGGGACUUCCACCCUUGUUUUCUCUGACUUGAGCGCAAAGCCAAAGCCUGUAAACUCCCCGCUCUCCCCAGCCGGGAGUCAUUUGAAUUCCUUGGCGGCAGAGCGAGGUUUAUAUAAAUACAGCGUCUGCCAAGGGACAACAAGCCCCAAUUAUGCCUCUGGUGGCUGGCAGAAGCAAAGUGCCGAGCUCUCCAACGGGGAAUCACUGGCCUCCUACAGUCACCCAUCCAAGAAAAUGAGAAUUGAUCACAGUCCCUUUCCCAGUAACAAUGCUCAAAAUGGAACCCCCAACACUGGUACACGCAAAAUAGGAGCGACAAGCCACGGCUCCUCCAUUUCUGCCAGUCCCAGCGCCCCUUGUUGUGCAUCCCAUCAUCGUUCAGCUGUCCUCAGAGUGGUCCACAAGGAGGGGAAGAAUAAGGGACGACAGUUCUAUGCCUGCUCACUCCCCAGAGAGACCAAGUGUAACUUCUUUGAGUGGGCAGACUUGCACUUCCCUUUUUGUCACCACGGUAAACGCUGUUUAAUGAGGACUGUUCUGAAACUAGGACCCAACAAUGGACGGAAUUUCUACACCUGCAGCUUUCAAAAGGGUAAACAGUGUGACUUUUUUCAGUGGGCAGAGAAUGGACCAGGGGUGUCCAUCCUCCCGGGUUGUUAGUGUUUUAGCAAUACAUUACUUCUAAUGAAAGACUGAUACCUAUAUGUUCAUAUAAAUAAACUGAUUUAGCGUAUUUAUGUGAAAUACGCGGAUAUGUCUGUCCUGAAAUAGACAUACACAAAUUCAUUAGAGAGCACAUAUCACAUGUAUGAUCUUCAGAUCAUGCCCAAUCACUUGUUUGUACAAAACACUGUAUAUAAUCAAGUGUAUACUCGCAUUUAAUUUGUGUUAUGUCCUGUCCAUGUCUACAUUUUAAAGAUGUAAAUGUCAACGCUAUCACGAGUAAACUGUGCUAAAUCUAAUAAAGAAUCCAGUGUUAAAGCAGUAGCAAUUACAA
Molecule: messenger RNA, 2205 nt
Organism: Lates calcarifer (barramundi perch)
Lineage: Eukaryota; Metazoa; Chordata; Actinopteri; Centropomidae
Gene: neil3
Product: nei-like DNA glycosylase 3
Biological process (GO): base-excision repair
Cellular component (GO): nucleus
Molecular function (GO): zinc ion binding; DNA-(apurinic or apyrimidinic site) endonuclease activity; DNA N-glycosylase activity
Source: RefSeq, a predicted model, not a curated record